UUAGAGUGACAGGUGUUUUGCGCGUUCGUCACUUUGUGUGUGAUUUUGAUCGGCGACUUGACAUUGACAGAAUGUGAUGUAGAAUUUUUGUGAAUGUUCAUUUAGUAUUCCUCAACUUUAGUAACUGUUAUUCAUUUGUGACAGUAGGAAGGUAAAAAAUUAACACAGAUCAGGAUUGGUUUCAACAGACUGAAGUAUAGGUGUCCAUUAUGGGUGCAGAAGACCAGUAUGACUUUAUAUGGAAAGUGGUUCUGGUGGGGGAUUCUGGUGUAGGGAAAACAAACCUCCUGUCCCGAUUUACGAGGAAUGAGUUCAAUGCAGAGAGCAAGACCACCAUUGGAGUCGAGUUUGCCACAAGAAAUGUUCAGAUCCGAGGUAAGACCGUGCGGGCUCAGAUCUGGGAUACGGCAGGACAGGAAAGAUACAGGGCGAUAACUAGUGUAUACUACAGAGGUGCUGUAGGGGCACUUGUCCUUUAUGACAUCACAAAGCCCCAGACGUUUGAAAACCUAGAUAAAUGGAUCAGCGAGCUAAAGGAGCAUGCCGAUCCCUCUGUGUGUAUAAUGAUAGUAGGAAAUAAAACGGACCUGAAGUCCCAGAGGAUCGUAUCAACGGAGGAGGGCCGAACACUAGCAGAAAAAUACCACUAUUCUUUCAUAGAAACCUCAGCUUUAGAUGCCUCCAAUGUUGGGGAGGCCUUUAACAAUCUAUUAGUUGACAUAUUCAAGAUACAGACAGAAUCCGAGAAAUCGGACUCUUCAUCACGGAUAGUACCCCAGGAAAACAAGGGGGGACAGGAACAGGGAAGUCGCUGUGCGUGUUAGGAUAAGUUUGGAUUCUUGUGGUGCUAACUGAACAACAGACAGACAAACAAACCAAAGGCUGGGUCCAAAGUCAACAAUAAUAACAGAUAAACAGAUGGACCAUAUGAUGGGACCAGAUCGAUGUCAAUUACCAUAUAAGUAGAAAUUUUUAGCAAGGAUUAAAUUUUGGCAUUAUUAGCGAGGUUGCUGAGAUCGCUAAAAUUUGAUAGCGCUGAAAAUAAAUUGUGUUAUAUUUGUAAUAGGUUCUUUAGUGAUCAUUUUAAAAUUGCUAUAAUUAAAUCUUGUUAAAAAUAUCAAUUUUUAAGGACAAAUCAUUUAAUUUGUAUCUCGCUAAAAUUUCCACUUAUACGGUAUAUAAAAUUGUGCAAAUUUUAUCAUAGCUUUGAUGCACAAUGGCAUGAAUUAACAUCAAGCUUAUUUUAUCUUCAGUUCUUCAUAUAUAAUAAUGCAUUGCUUGAUUUUAAUAAGCAUUGCUAUUUAAGUGUUGGUGAUGAGUUGACUUUUCUCUUUGAUUUGAAUGAGAUAUAUGUAUGUUGUUUUGGAUGGAUUUUACAAGUGAAUUGUCUUUUAAUAGUCUUUCACAGGUUUGUGAUUCAACAUUUACAAGAAAAAAUUCUCCUGAGCUUCCCAAUGUA
Molecule: messenger RNA, 1459 nt
Organism: Saccostrea cuccullata (small rock oyster)
Lineage: Eukaryota; Metazoa; Mollusca; Bivalvia; Ostreida; Ostreidae
Product: ras-related protein Rab-11B-like
Exons: 7
Coding region: 210-824 (204 amino acids)
Biological process (GO): vesicle-mediated transport
Cellular component (GO): endosome
Molecular function (GO): GTP binding; GTPase activity
Source: RefSeq, a predicted model, not a curated record